Necator americanus (New World hookworm) is the source of this 672-nucleotide messenger RNA. RefSeq lists its product as uncharacterized. The coding region runs from base 1 to 672 and encodes 223 amino acids. The transcript is spliced from 7 exons. Gene Ontology annotation, biological process: calcium-mediated signaling. The record is from RefSeq and is a predicted model, not a curated record. Gene Ontology annotation, molecular function: calcium-dependent protein serine/threonine phosphatase regulator activity; nucleic acid binding. Lineage: Eukaryota; Metazoa; Nematoda; Chromadorea; Rhabditida; Ancylostomatidae. Gene Ontology annotation, cellular component: cytoplasm; nucleus.
AUGAUUUCCAGCCGAUGUCAGGGAAUUCAAAAUUUUACACCGUUGGCGUCCGCAUGGUUGAAUUUAGACAGGGAGAUGGUCAACAACAUAGAAAACGGCGUAAAUAUUGCAACCGUGAAGAGCAAGGACGAAUUGCCGAAUUCGAUCAUUGUCACACAGGUUCCUGAGGAGGUUUUCACAAACCCGGAAUAUAAACAGAAUUUCUGCCAGUUGUUUACACAGAUUGAAGAGGAUAUACAUUUCGAUUUCUUAAAAAGUUUCCGACGGGUACGUGUAAUUUUUAGCACUCCUGAAAGUGCAACAGCAGCUAAGUUGAUAGUCCAAGGCUUCUCUUUCCAUGGCUACGAACUGAAAGCAUUUCUAGCGCAGAGAGUAAUACUUCGUCGAUCCUCUUCAUUGCUCUCACCACCUCCAGUUGAGAAACAGUUCUUGAUUUCUCCUCCAUGUUCACCACCUCUUGGAUGGUCACAAACAAGAGAAAUGCCGCCAGUGAUUUGUAAUUUCGAUUUGAUGGCACGAUUGGCGUCUUUCGCUCUUGACGACAAGUAUGAAGUACACAACGGAGACAACGACACGCCUGCAAUUAUUAUUCAUCCCUGCGAAACUCCACUCGACGCUCCCUCCAGUAUUGAAAUGCCGCGCACCCCAAGGCCCUCAUCACCUGCAUAUUAA